Alosa alosa (allis shad) is the source of this 9026-nucleotide messenger RNA. It is a transcript of the gene nfasca, whose product is annotated as neurofascin homolog (chicken) a. The transcript has 33 exons. Lineage: Eukaryota; Metazoa; Chordata; Actinopteri; Clupeiformes; Clupeidae. Gene Ontology annotation, biological process: brain development; cell-cell adhesion. The coding region runs from base 336 to 4220 and encodes 1294 amino acids. Gene Ontology annotation, molecular function: cell-cell adhesion mediator activity. The record is from RefSeq and is a predicted model, not a curated record.
GAGCGUGCGCAGGGAACGGGUGCGCGCACAGCUGAGCUAGGAAAGAAGGAGAGGCCGUAAGGAGCCAAUGCAUGACAAUAAGUGCUGUACCGCAUCACGACUACCAACGUGUCGACUGCUGUUGACGUUGCUGAGUUAGCAAAAACAAGCCGCAAGAACACACAGAAGCACUCACGGUCAUACAAGCGGCAUCUCAGGCCUCUGAGGUGAUUGUCCGCUCCACCACUAAGACUGCCCAAGAGCUCCCAGACACAGCGGUCAGAGAGGCCAAAGGUUUGCUGCUGAGCCAAUCCGAGACAACGCCAAGACUGGCGGGAUCCAAUCCGAAGAGAGCGAUGUUGAAGCAAGGCGAGGGGGUGGGUCUGGCAACAUGGCCACUCUUCUUGCUCUUCCUGAGGACCGUAUCAUCCAUCGAAGUUCCGCUUGAUCCAAAGAUCCAGCAAGACAUGAAGCAACCUCCUACCAUUGUGAAACAGUCUCCAAAGGACUACAUUGUAGACCCUCGAGAUAACAUCAUCAUUGAAUGUGAGGCCAAGGGGAACCCGCCACCAACGUUCAUGUGGCAGCGGAAUUUGCGGUUCUUCAACGUGGGCAAAGUGCAGCAUGUGACGCAGCGGAAGCCUUCGGGCACCCUGGAGAUCUCCUUCCGCAACGGUGGCCGGCCUGAGGACUACGAGGGCGAGUACCAGUGCUUCGCCUCCAACGACUUUGGCACAGCGAUGUCCAAUAAGAUCCUGCUGCGAGUCUCCAAGUCUCCACUGUGGCCGAAAGAGGUCCUGGAGCCCAUUGUGGUGACGGAGGGUAGCUCGCUGGUGCUGCCCUGCAACCCGCCGCCUGGCCUGCCCCCACCCAACACCUUUUGGAUGAACAGCGGCAUGAUGCCUAUCCGACAGGACGCUCGUGUGUCCAUGGGGCUCAACGGGGACCUGUACUUUUCCAGCGUCCUGUCCAAGGACACCAGCACCGACUACAGCUGCAACGCCCGCUUCCUCUUCACCCACACCAUCCAGCAGAAGAACCCCUACUCCCUCAAAGUGCACACCAAGCAACCUGACAAUAAUUCCUCCUCUUUCAACUUGACUGACCUGUAUGACGCCCGUCACCUGCCCGAAACAUCGCCCAGCUUCCUGACGCCCUCUGGGCUGGUCAGCUCCAAGAUGGUGUUACGCGGGGAACAGCUGCUGCUGGAGUGUAUCGCCGCCGGAGUACCCACUCCCAGUAUUAAGUGGUUCAAGAAGGGCGGCGACCUACCAAUGAGGAGGGUCAAGCUGGAGAGCUUCAACAAGACGCUGCGCAUCAUCAAUGUGUCAGAGGAGGACUCAGGCGACUACAUCUGCAUGGCCAACAACAAGAUCGCCAGCAUCCAGCAUACGAUAGUCGUGCAGGUCAAAGCUGCUCCAUACUGGCUGGACAAGCCACAGAACCUUGUCCUUGCUCCAGACGAGAAUGGACGCAUGACUUGCAUCGCCCACGGCAACCCAAAGCCCACAAUCCAAUGGCUGGUGAACGGGGAGCCUAUAGAGAUGUCUCUAGCAAACCCGAGUCGAGAGGUGGAGGGCGACACCAUCAUAUUCCGCCGGGUGUUGAUGGGAGGCAGUGCCGUGUACCAGUGCAACGCCUCCAAUGAGCACGGCUACCUGCUGGCCAACGCCUUCGUCAACAUUCUGGACAUGGCGCCGCGGAUGCUCGGACCCAAGAACCAGCUGAUCAAAGUCAUCAAGAACCAAUUAACCUUCCUGGACUGCCCUUACUUUGGCUCACCGAUUCCCACCCUGCGCUGGUUCAAGAAUGGUCUGGGCAGCGGGCUAGACGGCGGACACUACCGGGUCUACGUCAACGGCUCUCUGGAGAUCAAACGGGCGCUAGCGGAGGACCAGGGCACAUAUACCUGCGUGGCCAGCAGCAUCCUGGGCAAGGCUGAGAACCAGGUCCGCCUGGAGGUCAAAGAGCCCACCCGCAUAGUGAGAGCCCCUGAACAUGUGUCCUCUACUCGGGGAAGCUCGGUUCGCUUCAACUGCCGCAUCAGCCACGACCCCACCCUUAACAUUCAUGUCAACUGGUUGAAGAAUGACCAGCCAUUCAGCUACGGAUGGAGGAUUACGAAGGAUGAAGAGUCUCUGACCAUAACCAACAUCAACGAGGGAGACCAGGGCACCUACACCUGUCUGGUCAAGACUGAGAUAGAUGAGGACGUGGCCUCGGCACGCCUUACUGUUCUUGAGGAGGAAUCCUUGUCUCCCUCCAAUCGUAGUCCCAUGCAAGCAGACCGGCCAGAGUCUCCCAAAGAUCUGGAGCUUUCGGACCUGCUUGCUCGCAGCGUCCGGCUCACAUGGGUACCUGGAGAUAGCAACAAUAGCCCCAUCACAGAGUUCCUGGUUCAGUUUGAGGAGAACCGCUGGGAGCCGGGCAAGUGGCAGAACCUGUCCAGUCACCCGGGCAACGUGAACUCGGUGCUGCUGGAGCUGUCCCCAUUCGUCAACUACCAGUUUCGGGUGAUCGCUAUCAACAGCGUGGGCCAGAGCCAGCCCAGCAGGCCCUCCCUGCGCUACCAGACCAGCGGAGCACCUCCAGAUAUUGCUCCUGAGGACAUCAAAGGCAUGGGCUCCAAGAAGAACAAUAUGGAGAUCACCUGGAAGCCUCUCUCUGACAUUCAGAGGAAUGCCCCCAAUAUUGUUUAUGAGGUUUCAUGGAAGAAGAAGGACACAGAGGAGUGGAACAUCGUCAACACCACCCAAGCCAAAUAUGUGGUUCACGACACGGAGACCUACGAGCCUUUCCACAUCAAGGUCCAGGCCAUCAACGACUUCGGCCAAGGCCCAGAGUCUGGGAUGGUGCUGGGCUACUCUGGCGAGGACUAUCCUUCUGCAGCCCCAGCCCACCUGAACGUGUCAAAGAUUGACAGCACCAAAGUCAACAUGCAUUGGGACCCUGUAGACCCGAGCACCGUCCAUGGGGAGUUCAAGGAAUACAGGUUGUACUACUGGAGGGAGAGCAGCCUGGUGAAGGGCCUGAAGGUCAACAAGGAUAAGAAGACCAAGGGCUUCUUCAGUUCGUCCGGCACGGGCAUCCUCACCGACUUGGUGCCCUUCAGCCUGUACAAGAUGUACAUGGUGGUGGCCAACAGCCGCUAUGAGGGCCCACCCAGCAACACGGUGGAGUUCAAGACCAGACAAGGAAUUCCAGAUGCGCCCAGGUUCUUCAAGAUCGUCCGGAGGAGCUCCAACACCAUUCACCUGCAGUGGGACAAGCCUCUGGAGCCCAAUGGGAACCUAAGCGGGUACACGUUGAAGUUCUUCACCGUGAAUGGGACACAGGUGGGCAAAGAGCAGGUGAAGAGCUUCCACCCCAACGUGACAUCGUUCGACUUGCACGUUCCUGACCGCCACACACGCUACAAGUUCUUCCUGGCGGCCUUCACGCCGGCAGGGUCAGGGGAGGUCAGCUCCGACGAGUCGCCAAACUUCUCCAACGAAGAACUAUAUACCAGCUCAGUUGAGCUCACAGAUGACGUGGUGGCUACAACUGUUCCCGUACCAGUUCCCACUACCAUCCCAACAACAACUACAACCAUUAGUACCUCAACAACUACAACAAUUAGUACCUCAACAACUACAACCGUUAGCACCUCAACAACACCCCACGCCCGCAUGGUCCCAAAAGUACUGGCCACCCCUCGGGAGAUCUGGAAUCUGACGGUGGAGCCUAACAGUAACUAUGCUAACGUCAGCUGGGAUCACAACUUCCAUGCCGACAACAGCGAGUUUGUGCUAGAGUACACCCUGCAAAGUAACAAGACAGUGAAGACAGUGGCCGUUAAGCACAAGUCCCACAUUAGGUUGGCGGGUCUGGUGGAGGGGGCCAAAUAUCAGCUAAGGGUGUUCUCACUCGUGCAAAACCACAUCAGCAGCCCGUACGUCACCUUCGAGACCAGUCGAGCGAUCACAACGGACAGCGUGGACAUCGCCACGCAGGGCUGGUUUAUUGGCCUGAUGUGUGCCAUCGCCCUCAUCAUCCUCAUCCUUCUCAUCGUUUGCUUCAUCAAGAGGAGUCGAGGAGGAAAGUAUCCAGUGAGGGAUAAAAAAGACCUCCCUCUAGAUGCCGUCGAUCAUAAGGACCAGGACGGAUCCUUUGACUACCAGUUCUACAGAGCCCUGGGCUCACGACUGUCUGUCUUUGUGUCACAGCUCACUAACCUUAAUCCUUUUAAACCAAAAGAAUAAAAGCUGCCCAUCACUUACAACAUAACAUGUAUGAUGUAUCUGAAAAUAUAUAUUACAUUAUUUUUUAUAUGGCCUCAGUCAGGUUUAGAUAGAUAGUAGAUGGAAGGUUGUGAUAGAUGGCCCACAUUACAUAGCAAAAUAAGUUCUCAUCUUGUGUAACAACAAGCCAUUUCCUCUAAAUGGAGCCAGAUCCAAAACCUCUAGCAUCCUUAGCUUUUCUUUAUGGCAAGGUCAGAGCUGUCUGUGACAGAAUUACUGAGAAAUCCUUACGCCUUUCAACUCCUUAUUCAAGUGUUGCCAUCACUGUGACAUUUAGACCAUUCCACGUGUGGUACUUAGAGAGGGAUUCUCCUCUCUGCCAUUUCAGCCUAUCAGCUGUCCCAGUUUUGCAGCCUCUCAUCUCGAACGGUUCCUGUUAUGUCAGCUUUCCCUCAGGAACAUAGGAAAGCCCUUGGUUGGCUCAUGGCCACCUUGUUAUGCUCGGUUCUCUCUACCCAGUUUAGUGCUAUCUCCUCUUUCCAGAUUUGUAUAGGUACCCCAUAAGGCAACUAAACCCUGUGCCUGGGACAUAACAUUUUGUGUUUUUCCAUUCGGUAAACCUUUUCCAUAAUUUACUUACAGCAUGUGAUGUUCCCCUCCAACUAUAUACGCAUAAUCAUCAAGUUUUGGAUUUGAGUGGAGAACAUUUACUACCCAAGAGUAGCCAUGUAAAGGUGUCCUGUUAGCGAUGCUAAGUACAGAUAACAUUGUCUUACCAGUUUGUUAAACCAGAUUGAUGAUCACUAAUGAAAUUUGGUACACUUCUACCUAAGUUAACUCUUCGUAAUAGCAGGACCUCAUGCUAACAAACCAGCUCCAAUGUGUGUCUUUCUCCCCUCCUCACCCUACACAACAUUCCUUUCUCCCUCUCUCCCUCUAUAUCUCUCUCUUUCUCUCUCCCUCUCUCUCUCUCUGUUCCAUUCACCUCCUCACUGAAAAUGGCAUCCGGUUUGGUAAAGAAACGAGAACAGGUACUUGGUUUGAGCACGGCAUCCCCUUCUGAGUUGAAGCAUGUCAUUGGCUAACAUUUUGACAGGAUGGAACAGGAGCACAUGCUCUGUAUGCUGUCAGUUCACGUGUUAUUCAGGGGUGUCAAACACAAGUCCAAUUUGACUGCUACCCAGUCCUUGCGCUUAAUAUGCCUAAUCUUUGUGUGCCGAGCAGUUUACAAAUGGAGACCAAAGAGGUGCAGUUAUAGUUACCCUUCCAGAGCUCUUGAGAUAAGAGCAGUAAAAGAAAUACAGUGAGAGGGAAUAUGAGACCAACCUGCUUGCUUCGUAGUACUUUAUAAGCUAGUGUUUUCCCCUUUGUUUUGCCCUUGUUUGAGUUGUACUUUUACAACUGCUAACGUGAUUAUGCGCUAUGGUAAUUGGCAGAGUUAGCCUAAAGUCGACACAGUUUGGCACCCUUGAAUGAAGGCAAGCACUCUUGUCACAGGACUCAACACAGAAGUUACCCUAAUUCUCUUCAUAUGUGUGAAGAAGGGGUUUGGGUUGACCAGGCACAGUUGCUCGGUGGUCAGACACAGCCUCUUAUACCUGCAUGCAGAGAUGUUUGUAACUGGAUGAACAGAGGUGUAAUGUUUUUUAAGACCUUUUGAGAAAGUAAGAACACACCUAUAACCAGCUUUAUCUUAGGGCCUCUGAGGUUCCCUCUGACUAAUAUAUAUAGAACAGUACUGGUGUGAUACAGAAAGACAAGUAAGAGAGUCGGACUGUAGUUGAUGCCUUUCUGUAUGCUGAACCUCAACUCUUUCUUUCUCCUGUUGAUGUUUUUGUCCUCUCCCUCUGCUUGCACUCCUCUUCUCUCUCUCUCUUUUCCUCUCAUUUUCUUCUAUAAAGGUCUCUUGAAAGAGAAGACAGGUGAAGCUCUCAAUGCAACAAGGCGUCUGAGCUGUUAACCUCUGAAAUUUAUAGCAUUAUUUAUUUUGCGUUUGGGUUUUAUUCAAUUGAAACACUUACACCCCUUGAUCAAAAUAUCUUCAACCAUCCACUGCAUUCUAAUUGUCCGGCUGUGCUCCUUGAUGUUGCAGACAGUAUUGCUACUGCAACUUUAUUUAGAAUGACGAAAUUAAUAAAAUGUUAGGGAGCAAGAGGGAGUCGGUAACCAAGUUUACAAAAUUGCAGUUGGAGAUAUUUCUUGACUUCCUUAUCAGCUGAAAUAACUUACUAAAUAUUGUCCCUGUCCAGUCAUGUUACACAACUUAUCAAACUGCCAAUACAUUCAAUUCCCCACAAUUAUCUUCCCCUUCCCUUACACUGACCUAUAUCUUCCUGACUGAAACCUAGUCUCUCCCCGCAAGUCACAAACCAAACCUCAUGCAAUAUUUGGUGUGUCAGCUGUCUUCAAAAUGGCACCUGAUUUCAGCAGUCACUUUUAUUAUUUUUACAGUACCUAAAAAUAAAGCAACACAGCAGCACUUUACUUUCCCCUGAGCCUAUGACCAUGUCCUGCCCUGUGUGAGUGCAAUCCACCGUUAGUUGCAACAUCAGCACAUUUGAUUCCACGGCUUUCACCACUUCUUUCUUAAGAUGAAUUUGAGCACGACCAAUGACAUGCCUAGUCGUAGUAGUUGGACUGAACGUACUCAGGUGAGGACAUGGGAAUACGAUGCAUAGCUUCCUUCCUGGUGGUGAAGGGUAUGGCUGAGAGUGUUCUUACUACCGACCACUCUGCCAUGCCCCCUCACUUGUGCCGGUGGGGUCCUUUGAUUAAAACCCAAACGGUAAAUUGUUGGAGAAUUGCUCAUUUGUCUAAGAGUGUCUAGUCUGUCUCCAGAAACAGAUGUUUGUUGACCUCGGAAGGGUGUGGAUUUAGCUUGACGAUGUGAUUAAGACACUGUAGACUGUCUCUUUCCAGCUGUGGUGGCUACUUCCCCGUGACACCUACGUUGGUGCAAGUUUGUCUCCGACUGUCAUGAUGACUUGGCAUGUUGCAUGCUUGGGAGCCUUGGUCUCCUGGUUCACGAGCAAACGUGUGAUUUUUUGUGUUGGACUUUGACUCUUGGGUAAGGUUCGACGGCACUUGGCUCGCUUAAAGCCCCGAAAGUUCGACAAAAGCAAUGCUAAGAGCAUCUUAGCAAUCGGGAUGGCUGAGGAGGGGCUGUGAUGGAAGACUGUCCCUGCAGGGAAAGGGCGAGCGUUAACGAGCGAGCCCCUACGGCUCUCCCAGGCACGCAGGUCUGCAUCACAGCCUGUCAAUAUCCAUCCGAGGGUCCCGAAAGCGAAACCUCUUCAGACUGUAGCGGAAACAAGAGGUUGAACAAUUGACAGAGCCUUGCAUCCCUCCCCCUUAUGUGAAUUUUCCUUGUGAAAAUCCUCCUGUUAAGAGACUGCCGUUUUAUGAACGCUAGACUGCUUGUAUUGAUGCAGGGAAGUGACCAGGCCUGUGGUCCACUGUGCAUGUGGGAGAACUGCUUCUCCCAAUAUGAGGGUCGACCCCGCCUUAGAUUGCAUGCGUGGGAAUGCAGUCGUGAAGACUGGUUUAGAAGGAGGAGCCUCUGCUAUUUUGCAUCGUUGCAGAUUUUGAAUACUUUGCUGAAGUGCUGAUGAAGUGAUGAGAUCAUCACUGGAAGCAAGCAUAGCUUAAAGGCAAAUAAACUUUUUUCUCCCCGACAGUCGUUGAAUCCUGCAGAAGAAGUUCUCUCCAUCUCUACAGAGAGUAAUCUAGCCCUAGUCAUAAUUUAUAUCUUCAAUUUUGCAUCUGUUUUCUGUGGCUUUAGCUUAUGAUGUUGAUUUUAGAGAAUCACAGGUGCUAGUUGGAUUAUGAAUUUGGAUGGAUUUUUUGCCUCCUGCAAUGGAGAUCAGCAUACAUUUACUUUUAAAGAUCGACUAAAGCUUAAACAAAUAAUGUGUUUUAUCACUCCACAGUACAUUUUGAAUUCAUUUGAAUGAAUAGAAAUCAACACCUACGCAUGUAACUUUUAUAAAGUUAGGUUUCCAAAUAGUGAAGUGUCCACUGAAGGCGCUGAAACCAUGCUCAAUCAAAAUGCCCAAUCUUCCCCUCGUCAUCUUUUCCAGUCAACAUAAGGACACUAAGCUGUUCUGCACAUUUUAGGGAAGUUAGGGAAGUUAUGCUAAACAAGGCCUGUACGGCCUGUGUGUGUGAUGGGGCAUAUAUUUUAUGCCCGCCCCAAAAAUUCUAAUCUCAGACAUGCUGAAAUAUUUCAUGGUCCAGCUCCACAAAAGAUGUGAAAUAGAUGCAGUGAACUGCAGCUACUACAUCAGUACACACAGUCUUUUUCACACAUUUUCAGGAAUAGUUUUCCAACUAUUUCCAAGCAUUUUCAAGCAAAUCUUUUGAAUUCACUUUAGUCGAUCUUUAACCAGUGGUCAAAACUUCCUGAACACAAGAACAUUGAAGGAAAUGGAGGGCCCCUUGAGUCUACGUAGACUGUGGUCAAAGAUCCUUGAUUACUAGCUCCGCUUUAACCCUCUCUGCUGUGGUGGCCAUUUGUAGGCAGUUCAUGCUGUGCAUAGUUCUUCUGGACUGUCAAUGCAAUUGUGGUUACAGUCUUGCAGUCUUACAGUCAAUGCAAUUACAGUUACAGUGUUUGAGAUGACUCAAACUAUACGUACGUUUUGUAAGGCUGUUGAGUGUGCUGUAGGUAAGUCCUGUGGUCAGGUCAGCCAAUGCUCAAUGACCACCACGCUUCCUCUCAUUCCUCUGUGCUCUCCUCUCCUCGCAGUCAGCAAAGCAAAGAAGAAGAAGAUGAUGAAAAUGGGUGUGUGCAAGAGUAUACUAGUGUGUCUUUGACAGAGACGGGUG